Messenger RNA from Anopheles funestus (African malaria mosquito), 2726 nucleotides. RefSeq names its product transferrin-like. The record is from RefSeq and is a predicted model, not a curated record. Gene Ontology annotation, cellular component: recycling endosome; early endosome; plasma membrane. The coding region runs from base 180 to 2507 and encodes 775 amino acids. Gene Ontology annotation, biological process: iron ion transport. Lineage: Eukaryota; Metazoa; Arthropoda; Insecta; Diptera; Culicidae. The transcript is spliced from 4 exons.
GGGCGUAACGGAAACAUCACCAUCGAUUCAACGGGUUCAGUUUCAACGGAUACUUUGCGGCGGAUUCGCGUGUUUUCUCGUGGUACGUCGUAAUGCGCUGGAUGUAAUCACAUCCCGUUCAGUGUUGUCCCAGUGAAGUGCAUUUAGUGUAUAAUCCAUUCGACAAGCGAUCAACAGCCAUGAUUCAGCUUUGGAGCUUUACAGUAUUAUUGCUCUUGGUAGCCUUUGGUGACUUUGCCAGUGGGCAGCAGCCAGAGCGCGUGUGUGCCAUUGCACGCUACACUGCAGAAUGUGAGCAGCUGCAGCGUGGUGCAUCGGAGGUGGUAUGCGUACACGUACAGGACAGUGUCGAAUGUGCCCAGCGCAUUCGUAACGGUACAGCGGACUUUGGUGUAUUUAGUGCGGAAAGUGUGCUACUUACCGCUAGCCUUGCCUGGGAAGGACUCACCGUCAUCAAGGAGCUACGGAGUAGCGAAAGAAUCCGCGAGUCGGUUGACUUCCAGACGGCGGUCGUCGUGCGCAGCACCCACACGGGAGGACUCAAUGGAUUACGCGGACUGCGCUACUGUCAUCCGGGAUUCCAUUACAGCCGUACGCAUCGCUGGACCGAACGAGUGUUGAAGCAGUUCGAGCGGCUGGUUGCACCGGCCAAGUGUGAAGACUUCCAUACCGUGGCCGAGAUUGAAACGGCGGCUUUGUCGAACUUUUUCGGUGCCGCUUGCCGUCCAGGUGUAUGGUCGCAGAUACCUAAGGAGGAUUCAGAUUUAAAAGAAAAAUACUCGAAUCUCUGCUCGCUCUGUCCGAAUGCGUCCUCCUGCUCGUACGAAGGCCUUAACAAUGGGCAACAGUCCGCACUGCAGUGUCUGGAACGGGAUGGUGAUGUGGUUUACGCAUCUGUUCUCGAGAUUCAGCGUUUCUUCACCGACCGUAGUUCCAUUUCGAACGAUUUCUCCUAUCUCUGCCAGGACGGCACUCUGCAACCUGUCAACGGACCGGCCUGCACGUGGUUAGCUCAACCCUGGCCAACCGUCAUGGCGUCCGCAACGAAAGCAGUUCAAAUUGCGGCCCGCCUGGACGUGUGGUUACGCAAUUCGCUCACCACGAGCACCCCAUGGGAAACGGCCAUUAUCGAUAUUUUGACGCGACACAACACGGACAAGAUCGCUGCCGCUUCUUCGAUUCAGUCACCCUCGGACUACUUCUUUCCACACCGGCCAACACCGAUCGUGUCCGAUAUUUGUCAAAUGACGGCACGCUGGUGUACGACAUCUUUGGAGGAGCAGGACAAAUGCACCGUACUAUCGAAGGCAGGUCUAACCACCGGAGUGUAUCCGCUGUUGCAGUGUAACAAUCCUACGACGAACCGUAUCAACUGCUUGCGGGAAAUUGCGGCCGAUCGGGCCGACUUUGCCGGUAUCGAUUCCAACUACGGUUAUCUGGCUCGUCAGUCCAAUUUGGCAGCGGCACUGUAUCAAGAGACGGAAAAGGAAAAAUAUUCCACCGUGCUAGUGCUCGUGCACGAGGGCAAAGGGCACGAUCGGUUCGAGAAGUUGCGCAACGCAAAGGCUUGCUUCCCGGAGUUUGGUGGAAUUGCUUCCAUCGCGUUCGUAAAUGUUGGCCGAUCGCGAGGAAUAUUUGAUCGUAACGAGUGCGACUACGGCCAUCUGAUGAGCGAGUUCUUCUCCGAAUCCUGUGCACCAGGAUCGCGUGACGACAUGCACGAUCCUACCGGGGAAAACGCCGAAAAUCUUUGUGCUCUGUGUCGUUACGGCGAUACACCUACACCGCGCGAGCUCGCUGGUAGUGAUGAUGAUGUGAACACGGACUGGCCGAUCGAAGAUGCCCCCGAGGAAGAACUGGUCGAGGGAAUAGAUCCGGCCCUUCGCAGUAGUGACAGCAUCGCUGUAGCGGUCGAUAGAAACUUACUGUGCGCUGCAUCCGAAGCAAAUCGAUACUACGGUACGCGCGGUGCGUUACGUUGUCUGCAAGAGGCUGGAGAGGUGGCGAUCAUCGAAGCUCAAAAUCUGGCCGAUCACGCACAAUUCCUUGGUAUGAAUGGGAGCGAUUAUCGCGUACUGUGCCGAAACGGGACGCUGGCCGCAUACACGGGCUUUAAUGUGGACGAGGAAUGCUACCUGACCACGAUCGUUGAUGGAGAGAUCGUUGUGCGACGUCAGUGGGAACAAUCGGAUAACCUCGUGCACGUACUGACCUCGCUCGAUGUGUAUCUGCAGAACGAUCCCGACUUUCGGAUGUAUAACAUUUUCGCCGGACAGCGCAAUUUGCUGUUUGAGGAUUCUGCUCUGGGGCUGGUUUCACCACAGCAUACCGAGUUGGGUACGUCCGUGAAAAACUACAUCCGGCUGUUCGAAAAUAUCGAGGACUGCCAGAAUGCGGCACCGUCAACUACGAUCGCACCGGGUGGUAGCGGUGGCCGGGCAGCCAUUAUUACGGUUAACUUCUUGCUCACCUUCAUUCUUGCCGGUAUCAUUGCUUGGAGACUGUAGUUAAUUCAUGAAGGUCACCAAAACCUUUUCAGUCUUGCAGUCUCUUUCCCAGGAGCGUACUUAACCACAGCCCCAGUUCGUUGGAAAACACCAUUGAUCGCUGCAUCUGUUACGUCGAUACAGCGUACACGAGGCAAGACUAAUCUGUAAUGCAAAGUUCACUAGCGUAAUGGUCGAUCGAAUUAUCGAAAUACUAAUAAAGAGAAAACUGGAUUCUAA